AUGUCUUCAACUUUAACUAAAUUAAAAAUUAAUGUCAAAACUCUUGAUGAUUCUCUUUAUUUUCUUGAUGAACAUCUUUAUCGCUUAUCAACAUUUAUUAUUCAUGUGACAAAUAUUAUAUUUAAAUUAUCAAAUACAGAUAACACAGUAAGGUUAUAUAUAUUUAAUGAUAAUCCAUCAAAGAAUAAGCAAUAUUCGUCUACAUUAAUUAUAUUUCCUCAUCUUAUAAUUCUUGAUCUGCGCAAAGCACAUUUGAAUUAUGCUAAACAAUUUCUUUUCGAAAAAAACACUCAUCUACCUCGUUGA
Rotaria sp. Silwood2 is the source of this 306-nucleotide messenger RNA. NCBI's taxonomy places the organism in Eukaryota, Metazoa, Rotifera, Eurotatoria, Philodinida, Philodinidae. The record is from the annotation of a GenBank genome assembly.